AGUUAAUAAAAAUGUUUCAACUAAAUGGACAGUACUCAAGAGGAGUGAAUCCUCUAGCGAAGAAGUUUAUACUCCCAGCUAUGCUUGUUACUUCUGUUGCUUAUAUGCAGUACUCUACCAUUAUGGAUGCUCGAUCACAGAAAAAGGCUGCUCUUAGAAUGCUAUCAAAAAUCCCAAUGGAUAUAAAAGACUUAAAUAAAUUCAAUACUUUUGAGAUCAACGCAAUUACUCGCAGGAAUACUUUGAAGAAUAAGUUAGUUGGUCGUCAGAUCCUCAAGUCCUGUGCCAAGUCUAGAGCUACUGCCUCUAGAAAUAAGCACUUGAAGGAUGAAGAAGAUUUUGGAACCAGCUCAACUUACUCCAAGGCAUCAGUCGAUACUGAGAGUUCAGUGUGUAACCUGAAGGAUUCCAAGAGUAUCCUAAAGUCUUCUGAACUACUAGAGAGUUCAAAGACGAAGAGUGUAACCUUUACUAUCUAAAUAAUUGAAAGUGCA
This is a messenger RNA of Moneuplotes crassus, 494 nucleotides long. The record is from the annotation of a GenBank genome assembly. NCBI's taxonomy places the organism in Eukaryota, Ciliophora, Spirotrichea, Euplotida, Euplotidae.